Messenger RNA from Daphnia pulex (common water flea), 1023 nucleotides. Its product is annotated as probable palmitoyltransferase ZDHHC24. The record is from RefSeq and is a predicted model, not a curated record. Gene Ontology annotation, cellular component: endoplasmic reticulum; Golgi apparatus. Gene Ontology annotation, molecular function: protein-cysteine S-palmitoyltransferase activity. Gene Ontology annotation, biological process: protein targeting to membrane; peptidyl-L-cysteine S-palmitoylation. NCBI's taxonomy places the organism in Eukaryota, Metazoa, Arthropoda, Branchiopoda, Diplostraca, Daphniidae. Bases 142 to 1014 code for a protein of 290 amino acids. The transcript has 3 exons.
CCUCAGCUAGCCGACAAAAGAGUCACGAGAUCUUAUGACAGUAGAGAAGCAGGGGGUCGCAUUACUAGUUGAGAAAGAGUUUCUACAUUUCAGAAAAGAUACACAAAACUAUAGAAGUAAUGGUGAUUUAGCUUAUUCAAAAUGUUACCGUUUCGCGAUCGCGUAAUUCCCAAAAUUGUGUCAGAGCUAGUCGCUUUAGGAUUCGUUCUAUUCAUAAUACCAGCUAUUUACAUAUUUGAGCUUGCGGUAGUUCUGCCGGCCGUGUACGAUGGAAAAAAAGAAUUCGACACGUUUUGGCUUUAUUUUCACUCAGCUUGCGGAACUUUUGUGAUGUUCAAUGUAGUUGGAAAUCUAAUUGGAGUCAUAUUGGUAGAUACCAGUGCCAAGCAUAUUAUUGUUGAUACAUCCAAGGCUGAUGCAUCUAAAGGAUGGCAUUUGUGUUCAGUUUGUGAGACUAUAUCACCCCCGAGGUCAUGGCAUUGUAGUCAGUGUAAUACCUGCAUUCUAAAGCGUGAGCAUCAUUGUGGCUUUACUGGGUGCUGUGUUGGUUAUAACAACUUCAGAUUUUUCUAUCUUUUUUUGGCAAAUCUCUUCUUUGCAACCAUAUAUGCAACCUACUUUAAUCACUAUUAUAUCUGGUCUCAAGUAAUUGCAUUUGAGUGGUCUCACAUAAUUCGUAUUGUCAUGCCACUUACAAUUCUCUUUUUUGGAAUUGAUACCUCAAUGACACAGUUGUACUUUUUCUACUAUUCUAUAACAAUGAUUGGUUGCUGUUUUAGUGGUGUAUUGCUGUAUCAGCAAAGUUAUCUAGCCUUUUUCAAUCAAACCUCUUGGGAGCGUAACAAAGGCACCAAUGAUCACGACUGUGGCGUAAUGCACAACAUCCGCGAUGCUCUUGGACAUCGAUGGUACCUUAUUUGGCUUUGUCCCUUCUUGCAGUCUCCACUGCCACAUGAAGGUAUCCAAUGGAUGACCCGGGAACAAAUUUCACUGGAAGGAGAAAAAAAUAAAUGAUUAACUGUA